Molecule: messenger RNA, 875 nt
Organism: Babjeviella inositovora NRRL Y-12698
Lineage: Eukaryota; Fungi; Ascomycota; Pichiomycetes; Serinales
Exons: 1
Coding region: 39-647 (202 amino acids)
Cellular component (GO): methionyl glutamyl tRNA synthetase complex
Molecular function (GO): tRNA binding
Source: RefSeq, a predicted model, not a curated record
CUUCCACCGCUGUUCGCCAUAUCUCACCCCUAUCUUUGAUGUUCGCCAGAUUCACCUCUAGAGCGGUAUAUAAUGCCUCCAAAACUCCUGUCCGCUUUAUCUCAGCGGUUCCAGAGCACCUACCAAGUCUUCUCAACUUGAAGGUGGGGCAGAUCGUUUCCUGCGAGAAGCAUCCUGAUGCGGAAAAGUUGUACGUCUCCCGCAUCCAGGUGGGGACUGAUGGGACCGAAGCCAACCUCCUCACGGUGUGUUCUGGGCUUGUGCAGUUUGUUCCCCUCGACCAGAUGCAGGGCCGCCGCGUGGUGGUUUUGACUAACUUGAAACCCUCCAAAAUGCGCGGCAUCAAGUCGGAAGCCAUGCUCCUUGCCUCUGAGGCGGAGGUAGCGGGUUCCGUGAAAGUUGAGUUGGUUGAUGCUCCCAGGUCUAGCUUAGUAGGCGAGUCGCUCUAUUUCAAGCCGUUUGUCAGGGGAAAGAAUGAGAACCCGCCGCGGUUAAAGUCCAAGGUCUGGGAGCUGAUCCAGGCUAAUCUCAAGACUAACCAGAGCUGCGAAGUGGUGUUCAAUAAUGAUGGCGAGGACUGCUUUUUACUGACGGUGAGUGGGGAAAGGGCUACGGUGGCUUCAUUGAGGGGUUCCACGGUUCGUUAGAAUAGUCUGGGCGCAGCCCGUAGGGAAUGUGUUUCGUUAAAUCAUGUAUAUAUUGUACAGCAUAUUGGAGUUACGACUGUAGAUAAAACAUAUUCCCCAGGGCGGUUUAGCUAAUUAUCCGUGUUGUUUUGUGUGACGGUGUCAUUGUCCCUACAAGUUACAGUGUUACUAGCAGAAUCUAAGCUCCCUAAAAUAAAUGUGAGGUUAUGGUCCAUUUUAAUUGUCUAC